Messenger RNA from Rhineura floridana, 3354 nucleotides. RefSeq names its product plasma membrane calcium-transporting ATPase 1-like. The record is from RefSeq and is a predicted model, not a curated record. The transcript has a single exon. Gene Ontology annotation, cellular component: membrane; intracellular membrane-bounded organelle. The coding region runs from base 1 to 3354 and encodes 1117 amino acids. Gene Ontology annotation, molecular function: P-type calcium transporter activity; ATP hydrolysis activity; ATP binding. Gene Ontology annotation, biological process: calcium ion transmembrane transport; regulation of cytosolic calcium ion concentration. Lineage: Eukaryota; Metazoa; Chordata; Lepidosauria; Squamata; Rhineuridae.
AUGAUGGUCACUACAGACACCUUUGUGCCAACGGACUUCAAGAUCACUGUCUCAGAGCUGCGGAGUUUGAUGGAAUUGCGGAAGAGCGAGGCAGUGGCGAAAAUACAGACAACUUAUGGUGAUGUCGUUGAAAUCUGUGCACGGCUGCAGACUUCACCCACGCUAGGGAUAUGUGGUACCCAGACAGAAUUAGCUCUACGUCAAGCUGCAUUUGGAUCAAACUUUAUACCCCCUAAAAAACCUCUAACUUUCCUCGAAUUAGUAUGGGAAGCGCUACAGGAUAUGACGUUAUGUAUCUUAGAAGUUGCAGCCAUCAUCUCUUUGGGACUUUCUUUUUAUCAGCCAGCCGGAGGGAGCAUCGCAGCAUGCCGUCCAACAGAUGUAGGAGGGGAAGAGGAAGAAGCCGAAGCCGACUGGAUUGAAGGAUGUGCAAUCCUUUUAUCAGUCGUGUGUGUGGUGUUGGUAACUGCUUUCAAUGACUGGAGCAAGGAAAAGCAAUUUAGGGGGUUGCAGAAUCGCAUUGAAAAGGAACAGAUGUUUACUGUCAUCAGGCAAGGGCAGUUCAUGCAUGUGCCGGUAGCUGAAUUAGUCGUUGGGGACGUUGCACAGAUCCAUUAUGGUGACCUUUUGCCAGCUGAUGGAUUACUUCUCCAGGGUUAUGACCUGAAAGUUGAUGAGAGCUCCCUCACAGGGGAAUCAAAUCAUGUCAAGAAGUCUUUGACAGGGGACCCCAUGUUACUGUCAGGUACACAUGUGAUGGAAGGCUCUGGGAAAAUGGUUAUUACAGCUGUAGGUGUAAACUCACAGACAGGGAUUAUCCUCACUUUACUUGGAGCCGGAGAGGAUCAGCCAGAGAAAAAUCACUCAGACAAAAAACAUAAAAAGCCAGGUGACAGCCCUAGGCACAGCCAGGGCACUGUUAAAAAGGGCUCUAGUGCAUCUAGGAACCAGAUUGAGGAUGACAAACACAGUGCAAAGAAACGGAGCACACACCCUAAAGAAAAAUCGGUUCUACAGGCGAAACUCACAAGACUGGCCCUUCAGAUUGGCAAAGCAGGGCUCGCCAUGUCGAUGAUCACCGUCAUUGUCCUUAUCACCUAUUUUUUAAUUCAAAACUUUGUGAUAGAGAAGCGUACUUGGACUGUUCAGUGUACCCCCGUUUAUGUGCAGUAUAUAGUGAAGUUCUUUAUUAUUGGGGUGACAAUCUUGGUUGUGGCUGUCCCAGAGGGCCUGCCGCUAGCCGUCACCAUCUCCCUUGCCUACUCUGUGAAGAAAAUGAUGAAAGAUAAUAACCUUGUCCGGCAUUUGGAUGCUUGCGAAACUAUGGGUAAUGCAACUGCAAUCUGUUCCGACAAAACAGGGACUUUAACCAUGAACAGAAUGACUGUGGUCCAAAUUUUCAUUGGCGGUGCACACUACAAAGUUGUGCCUGCCACUGAAUUGAUUCAUCAUGCUCUGCUGAAUUACCUGAUUGAAGGCAUUUCGGUCAAUUGUGCUUACACUUCUAAAAUCCUCCCUCCUGAAAAGGAAGGAGCCCUCCCUCGCCAAAUUGGUAACAAAACAGAAUGUGCUUUACUUGGCCUGCUAUUGGAACUGAACCAGGAUUAUGAGGCUGUAAGGACUAAGAUACCAGAGGAGAAACUGCACAAAGUGUACACCUUCAAUUCCGACAGGAAAUCGAUGAGCACGGUUUUGAAAAAUCCCAAUGGCAGUUAUCGGCUAUUCAGCAAAGGCGCUUCUGAAAUACUCCUUAAAAAAUGCACCCGCAUAUUGAAUGCCACUGGUCAAUCUGGAUCUUUCUCCAAGAAAGAUAGAGAAAAUGUGAUCAACAAUGUGAUUGAGCGAAUGGCCUCUGAAGGACUCCGCACCAUAUGCCUGGCAUUAAAGGAUUUCCCAGCUGGCUACUCGGAACCAAAUUGGGACGAGGAGGAUGACAUUUUCAAGGACUUGACCUGUAUUGCAGUCGUAGGCAUUGAAGACCCAGUGAGACCUGAAGUUCCUGAUGCAAUAAGAAAAUGUCAGAAAGCUGGUAUCGUUGUACGCAUGGUUACUGGGGAUAACAUUAAUACAGCUCGGGCGAUUGCUGCAAAAUGUGGCAUCAUGAGGCCGGGGGAGACCUUUGUGUGCUUAGAGGGGAGUGAUUUUAAUCGACUGAUACACGGUCCAGAUGGAGAGAUUCAACAAGAGCUGAUUGACAGGAUUUGGCCUACCCUUUGUGUCCUUGCGCGGUCCUCACCUGCUGACAAGUAUAACUUGGUGGCAGGGAUCAUUAACAGCAACAUCACUGAACAAAGGCAAGUGGUAGCAGUAACUGGGGACGGCACAAAUGAUGGGCCUGCGUUAAAGAAAGCCGACGUUGGCUUUGCAAUGGGUAUUGCUGGGACCGAUGUUGCUAAAGAAGCUUCUGAUAUCAUUCUCACUGAUGACAACUUCUCAAGCAUCGUCAAAGCUGUCAUGUGGGGUCGGAACGUGUACGACAGCAUUUCCAAAUUCCUCCAGUUUCAGCUCACUGUCAAUGUGGUAGCCGUGAUAGUCGCUUUUACCGGGGCAUGCAUCACCCAGAAUUCCCCUCUGAAAGCUGUACAGAUGCUCUGGGUCAAUCUCAUUAUGGAUACCUUUGCUUCUCUUGCUUUAGCCACAGAAAAGCCAACUGAAGCUCUGUUGGAACGGAAGCCUUAUGGUAGAAAUAAACCUCUUAUCUCCCGUAUGAUGCUGAAAAACAUUGUGCUUCAUGCCACUUAUCAGCUGGUUGUUGUCUUUGCCCUUGUUUUUGCAGGUGAGAAAUUCUUUGAUAUUGAAAACGGGCGGACGGCACCAUUGCAUUCCCCUCCAACCCAGCAUUACACCAUUGUAUUUAAUACAUUUGUAAUGAUGCAGAUUUGUAACGAAGUCAAUGCCCGGAAGAUUCAUGGGGAAAGAAACGUUUUCUCUGGGAUAUUCAGAAAUGCCAUUUUCUGUUGUAUAACUCUGGGAACGUUCAUUGUCCAGAUCGUCAUUGUGCAGAUUGGAGGGAAGCCCUUCAGCUGUGCAAAGCUGACCCUAGAGCAAUGGCUGUGGUCCACCUUCUUUGGCCUGGGGACAUUGCUAUGGGGGCAGUUUAUUGUAUAUAUCCCAAACAGGUAUCUGCGGUUCCUCAGACCACUCGGCGAGCAGCCACCAGAAGAGGAAAUUAUUGAAGAAGAAGAAGAACUCUACGAAGAAGAGAUUGACUAUGGUGAGCGGGAAAUGCGUCGGAUCAGUCAGAGUUCAUGGUGUAGGGGUGUAAACAGAGUGCAUACGCAGUACAGAGUAGUGAAUACUUUCCGUACUCCCCCUUAUGAGUUACAUACCUCAAACAGUAAUAAAACCAUCUAA